Molecule: messenger RNA, 627 nt
Organism: Epithele typhae
Lineage: Eukaryota; Fungi; Basidiomycota; Agaricomycetes; Polyporales; Epitheliaceae
Exons: 2
Coding region: 1-627 (208 amino acids)
Source: RefSeq, a predicted model, not a curated record
AUGUCGCGCCCUCCGAACCAACCAAAGCACAACGAAAAGCAGCCCGGCGAAACUACGAAAGGCCCCCGUAUUGUCCUCCGCCUUCGGCCCCCCGUUCAAGUAACAUACACCCCAGAAGGCAACCGAAUACUACACAUACCCCUCUCCCUCUCCGCCAUCGCCGAAAUCCUAACGCGCACCCCACGCCGCGCGCAACCCCGUCUACCCAAAGCACGCCCUCCCGCUGGCCCCACAUCAAACCCCACAUUGGGCCGCGUGGAGGAACUGCUUGCCAUCCUGCAGGAGGAUGUGCGCGAGAUGCGCAGCCAGCUUGAUGUCAGACGACGCAUGGGCCUGGGGGCUUUCUACCCAUUGGCGGAGUUUGCAGCGGUGGAAGACCUGGUCCGGGCGGUGACGGCGGAGAGCUUCAGUCUCCGGGUGGCUGAGACGUUGCGGGCCCGUGGCAUCGACCCCCGCGCUCCAUCCUUCGUUGGGAUGGCCACUUCAACGACGUCGACUGGCUACCCCGAAGACGACAGACAGACUGCUGGGGUCGACCCUUACUCAGACUCCGAGUCUUCCAUUGGCGACGAUGAAGCCUCGGAUGUGACGGACUCGGAUGUCGAUUCAUCCGAUACCGACAUGUAG